Molecule: messenger RNA, 1095 nt
Organism: Monopterus albus (swamp eel)
Lineage: Eukaryota; Metazoa; Chordata; Actinopteri; Synbranchiformes; Synbranchidae
Product: cathepsin L1-like
Exons: 6
Biological process (GO): proteolysis
Molecular function (GO): cysteine-type peptidase activity
Source: RefSeq, a predicted model, not a curated record
CAUAUUUAAAUUCCUUAAAAUAUUUUCUCAUUUAGGAUUUUGCAGUCAAAACAUUUACAAAGGGAGGAAUAACACACUUAACUGAUGACGAUGGUGUCCAGGGGCUGGUCUGCAGGUUCAUAAACAAAUAGUGGACCAAUCAGAGAGCUCGGUGGGAGGUUUUUCAGUGGCUACAUGGGCCUUUAUAAAGGUAACGUCAGUGUUCAUUGGUGAAAACAUCGUGCCUGCAUCUUCAACUUCACUUGGACGACAAGAAGUUUACAUAGGAAGACACAAUGCUGUCUCUAGCUGUGUUGGCCGUGUGUCUGAGCGCAGUCCUCUCAGCCUCCACUAAGGACCCAAAGCUGGAUGAGGACUGGAAUAAGUGGAAGACAGAUCACAGUAAAACAUACCCUCAGGAAGAGGAGCCCUGGCGGCAACUGAUAUGGGAGAAUAACAAUAACCUGGUCAAGCAGCACAACACGGAGGCGGCCCAGGGCAAACACUCCUUCACCAUGGGCACGAACCAGUACUCGGACCUGACCAGCAAAGAGAUGGAGCUCAUCUUUGGCCUCAGUCCGGAACCAACAGUGACCCAGCAGACGACGGGGAACACCCAGAACUCCGUCUCAGCGAAGUCCAAAAGCCUGGCCGUCGCAAUAAGUUCUGUGGACUGGAGGCCCCUUGGCUACGUUACUCCUGUGAAGAACCAGUCUCUCCAGGGUCAGUGUGGUUCCUGCUGGGCCUUCAGCGCCACCGGAGCUCUGGAGGGCCAGAUGUACAAGAAGACCGGCAAUCUGGUGUCGUUGAGCGAGCAGAACCUGGUGGACUGUUCCAGACCUCAAGGCAAUAUGGGCUGCAACGGCGGUCUGAUGACCUAUGCCUUCAACUAUGUCAAUGCAAGUAAGGGCCUGGACACUGAGGACUCCUAUCCUUACCUGGGAUCGAAUCAGCAGCAGUGUCUCUACAAUCCCGCGUACAGCGCAGCCACCUGCACCGGCUAUGGUAGCAUCACCAGCGGUAGUGAGGCUGCUCUGAUGAACGCUGUGGCCACUCAGGGACCUGUGUCUGUAGGCAUCAAUGCCAGUCUAUCGUCUUUCCAGCUCUACAAAUCAG